CAUGUCCAUUCACACAUGACCACACUUGCAAUUGCACCCUACCCAACCCCCACUCCCAUGCGUUUGGUGAAGGAUAUUUUAUUUAUUUGUAGUGUUAGAGAGAAGCAGCGAGGCUCCCUCCCUCCAUCACCAACAAGCCUUCGCGCUAAACGCUAAGAGAGGUUUGAAGAGCGUCUCGUGCAUACGCACCUGCUUUCUUGGAGACAUCCGGGGAGACGGAUGAGGAGAUGGCAAGCGCAGUUUUAUAUAUAUUUGGUGCACGGCAUCGAACGCCAACCAUUCAUAUGAUGCUUGUCCUAACAAAAUCCAGUGGGAUCUAAUAAACCAAAAGCAGCACCGCACUCUAUUGAACUCCUUCAGAUUAGAGUUCAGGAACCAUGGAUCCAACCUCCUCAAAACAACAGUAUGGCUCCAAAAAGCGAGUCAAAAUCCAUCCCAGCAGUGUCACAGUGAAGUAUGCCACCCACUUCCCUCAGCCAGGUGAAGAGGGCUAUGAUGAUGCACCCUCCUUCGAGGACUUCAGCUCCUUCAUGGAUCAGAGUCCUGGUAAGCGACUGGUGACGGAGGGUGGACAGGGCAGGACUUUGUUUGGCACCAUGGACACGCGACCACGGCCCCCAGGACCCACCAGCACUGAGGCCAUGCGGGACAGAGGCGUGGGCAGUCAGCUUCAAAGCUUUGGCGAGGCCUCGGUGCUGGCCUCACGCGUUACCUGGGGCGCCUUGUUUGGGGCAGCGGUAGCCCACGGCUGCGUGGCCCUCAUCACACGCCUGGCGGCUGACCGCUCCAACGUGCCCUCUCUGGAGCUCAUAUUCAUCCGCUCGGUUAUCCAGGUAUUGUCAGUGGUAGUGGUCUUCUAUCGCAAGGAGGCUCCCUUUGGUCCCAAAGGCUACCGUCUACGGCUCUUCCUCUAUGGCGUCUGCAAUGUCAUCUCCAUCACCUGUGCGUACACCUCCUUUGCCAUUGUGCCACCCAGCAAUGGCACCCUCAUGUGGCGUGCCAGCACCACAGUCUUCAGCGCAGUGCUAGCCUUCCUGCUGUUGGAGGAGCGGCUGGGCUACACAGACGUGGUGACGGUGGUGGGUAGUGUCUUCGGCCUGUGCCUGGUCAUGGUUCCCAACAUCGCUGACGAGGAUAAGUCACCGCUGGGAUUCUGGAAGGAGGCCUUUGGCUACACCAUGACGGUGAUGGCGGGCUUGACCGCUGCCCUCUCCAUGAUCGUCUACCGCGCCAUCAAGGACCGGGUGAGCAUGUGGACUGCACUCUUCACCUUUGGGUGGACGGGCACAGUGUGGGGCGCAUCCACCAUGUUCAUCAUGCAGGAGCCCAUUAUCCCUCUGAAUGGGGAGACCUGGGGCUACCUUAUUGGCAUUUGUAUCUGCUCGACCGUGGCGUUCCUGGGGGUCUACUACGCCCUCAACAAGUUCCACCCCGCGCUGGUGAGCACUGUCCAGCACCUGGAGAUUGUGGUGGCCAUGCUGCUGCAGCUCAUCGUGCUGCGCAUGGUUCCAUCCGCCUAUGAUGUGCUGGGCGCUCUGGUAAUCAUGCUGAGCGUGUUCGCCCUCACUGGAGUCAAGCUCUACUGGGUGAGCCGGGCUGUACGACAGGAUUACCAAGAGAUCCUCGACUCUCCAUGAACACUCGGCAUUCCUAGAUGUGUGUGUAUUGGUAUCUGUCUGGAUUUGUGUGUGUGUGUGUGUGUGUGUGCAUAUCUGUGUGCAUUGUUGAUGUACAGUAUGUGUGUGUAUGUACUAGUAUGAAAGUGAGUGUGAAUGUUUGUAUGUAUGUUUGUACGAUGGAUGUGUUUACUUGUUUGCUAAUCAAUGUGCAAUCAAUGAAUGUCUGAAAUAUCAUCUAUUUAUUUUAUAUGGUGUAUAUGGUGUUGAAAGAGUGGCAAUUGUGUAAAGUCUCUGCUAAAUGUUAUUGCGUGACAAAAUAAAAAAUAAAUAU
Alosa sapidissima (American shad) is the source of this 1950-nucleotide messenger RNA. It is a transcript of the gene slc35g2b, whose product is annotated as solute carrier family 35 member G2b. The record is from RefSeq and is a predicted model, not a curated record. Lineage: Eukaryota; Metazoa; Chordata; Actinopteri; Clupeiformes; Clupeidae. The transcript is spliced from 2 exons. Gene Ontology annotation, cellular component: membrane. The coding region runs from base 378 to 1637 and encodes 419 amino acids.